Molecule: messenger RNA, 764 nt
Organism: Cajanus cajan (pigeon pea)
Lineage: Eukaryota; Viridiplantae; Streptophyta; Magnoliopsida; Fabales; Fabaceae
Source: RefSeq, a predicted model, not a curated record
UCUUUGGAGGAUUUGUUGAGGGCUUGUAUUUUGGAUCAUCUAGGGAGUUGGGAAGAGAUGUUGCCUUUGGUCGAGUUCACUUAUAAUAAUAGUUUUCAUGCAAGUAUAGGAAUGGCACCUUUUGAGGCUCUGUAUGGGAGAAAGUGUCGAACACCUUUGUGUUGGUUUAAAGAGGGAGAAUCAGUGAUGGUGGGGCCAGAGAUCAUCUUACAGACUACUGAAAAGGUGAAACAAAUUCAGGAAAGAAUGAGAGCUGCUCAGAGUCGGCAAAAGUCUUAUGCAUACAAGAGGAGGAAACCUUUGGAGUUUUCAGAGGGAGAACAUGUGUUUUUGAAGGUAACUCCUACCACAGGUGUGGGAAGAGCUAUCAAAGCUAAGAAGUUGAAUCCUAAGUUUAUUGGGCCGUAUCAAAUUCUCAAGAGGAUUGGACCAGUGGCAUAUCAGAUUGCAUUACCUCCAUUUCUGUCUAAUCUGCAUGAUGUGUUUCAUGUUUCACAAUUGAGGAAGUAUAUUCACGAUCCGAGCCAUGUCCUGGAAUCAGAGGCAGUGCAAGUUAAGGAGAAUUUAACUUUUGAGAAACAGCCAGUUUCAGUGGCAGAUAAGAAAGUUAAACAAUUGCGAGGUAAAUCUAUCAAUUUGGUGAAGGUUAUUUGGGAUGAGGUUACUAAUGAAGCCACUUGGGAGUUGGAGGAUAGGAUGAAGGAUCAAUACCCAUAUCUCUUUUUAAGUAAGUGAAUUUUCGAGGACGAAAAUUUUUGUUGUUG